This is a messenger RNA of Erigeron canadensis, 1415 nucleotides long. RefSeq names its product ninja-family protein AFP3-like. Gene Ontology annotation, biological process: signal transduction; negative regulation of DNA-templated transcription. Bases 178 to 1110 code for a protein of 310 amino acids. The record is from RefSeq and is a predicted model, not a curated record. Gene Ontology annotation, cellular component: nucleus. The transcript is spliced from 2 exons. NCBI's taxonomy places the organism in Eukaryota, Viridiplantae, Streptophyta, Magnoliopsida, Asterales, Asteraceae.
AUUUGUUUUCUCUCUAUCUUUAUAUAUCCAUCCUCGCCGGCGGAGAAAAAUCCGGCGACAUUUUCCGGCCAACAUUUGAAAAAACUAUAAAAUUUUUAAUUUUCUUCGAAUUAUUCCAAGAUUUUUAUAUAUUUGGAUACCCUUUUAACGAAUGCUUGAAACCCAUAAAUCUUUUUAAUGGAUUUUUUGAAAAGAUUUGGCGCCGGAGAAGGUGACGUCGGCCAUUCUGUUAAAGAAGAAGACGUUGAACUGAGUUUAGGGUUAUCAUUAAACGGCCAUUUUGGGGUUAAAAAUCAUAAUCAUAAUAAUAAUAAUAAUAAUAAUAAUAACGGUAAGCUAAUUCGGGCAUCUUCAAUAGCUGAUUUUUCAAGUUUCGGGUCGGUAACGGAAGAUCCAACGCCGUUAACUUUGUAUCCGUUAACGCCGUUAAAUAGGACGUGUUCUUUGCCAAUUGAGCCAGAAGUUGAAUGGAAAAAAAGGAAAGAAUUACAAUCAUUAAGAAGGUCAGAGGCUAAAAGAAAAAGAGUUGAAAAAAUUAGUAAAAAUGGGAAUUUUGAGAUUAAAAAAAUGAAUGGAAAUGAGAGUUUGAGAUCAUCGCCGCCGGCAGGGUUGCCGCCGUUGCCACGGCCGACGGUGGUUCCGGCGGUUGGGUCUCCGGGAAGUGGUGGAUCUUCUGGUGUUUCUGAUUUGGAAAGUCAACCUUUUAUGGGAACAAACAAAGAUGCUGAAUUGAAUAGCACGGCUAGUCAGCAAUCCGUUUUGCAUAAGAACUCGAGUUCAAUCCCCUGUAGAUCAAACUCUGUUGCUUCUGAACAUGCUUCAAAAAAUCUUCCGGUGACAUCAUCUAAGAUCAACGGUGAAAACCGCUCCAGGAAUGACACCCUAAAGAUGAUGUUAGCUGACAUGCCUUGUGUUUCCACCAAAGGAGACGGGGUUAAUGGAAAGAAGAUAGAAGGAUUUUUGUAUAGAUACAGAAAAGGCGAAGAAGUGAGAAUAGUAUGUGUUUGUCAUGGCAGCUUUCUAACUCCAGCCGAGUUUGUCAAACAUGGUGGUGGCGGUGAUGUGGAAUAUCCUCUCAGACAUAUUGUCGUUAACCCACCUUCGCUAUGAUACAGACUACAAAAACUAGUCAUACAUGGAAACCGGUCUUUUGGUCCUCUUAUGUGCCAAAUGAAAGGUUCAAUAAAGUUUCAUUGAUGUCGUAAGACAAUGUAGAGAACAUAUUUGCAAUCUUGAUUGAAGUAGUAUCUUUUGUCUAAUCUAGUGUAGUUUUGGUAGUUUGUUUGCUGACUUUUAUUGUUUCGGGUAUGAGCAAAGCCAAAAGGUAGAGUUUAAAAUGAGCCAUCUCCUGUUUUGUUUGUUUGUUUUUCUGGUGAAAAGGAAUAUGAAUAUAUAAAUCUAAAGCUUUCAACAUA